AACUCCUGUCCUCUUCACUAGAGCUUGCCAGGAUUUGCUGGUGAAAACUGGAUCCCUGUCAGAUACUAUAAAGAGAGGCAUGCCAUGAAGCUUAUAAAUAUUGUCCAGAAAAAGUUCAGCAAUUUUCUGGGCUGUAUAUGGAUGUUUGACAGCUUUUGCAGGAACAGGCAAUGGUGAUAGCAACCCAGGAUAAGCCACUCUCUCAGGUGACAGGAAAUCCAGAAUGACCACCCAAGGGAGUGUCAUGGAAAGCUUGGCAAAUUUUUGUGUGCAAACCACAGUCAUUGCCUACCCAAAUGCAACCCUUAUACCUCAGCACACCUUGUAACAAUUGAAAAUUGUUUUUGGACUUAGGCUGCACUGACAACUGUUGCAAUAAUUCCUGUGCCUUUAUGUCAUCCUUAUAACUUUCCACCACUUCUUCCAACCAACUAGGCUGAACCCCAGAGAUUGCUAACACUUGAGAAUCUGACUGUGGUCUCCUAGAAAGGGCAUCAGCUGCAGAAUUAUCAAUACCCUUCUUGUAAACAAUCUUAUAAUUCAAUCCCAUCAUUUUUGUGAGAGCUUUUUGUUGCCAGGGUGUAUGCAGUCUCUGAUCAGAAAGAUUCACCAAACUUUUUUGAUCUGUCCUGAUAAUGAACUCUUGGAACUGUAAGUAUGGUCUCCACUGCUCAAUAGCUAACAAUAUAGCUAGAUACUCCUUCUCAUAAACAGAUAACCCUCUGUUCCUAGGACCUAGAGCUCUGCUGACAAAAGCAAUGGGGUGGUCCUGCUGCAUCAGAACAGCACCAAUCCCAACAUCACAAGCAUCAGUUUCAACCACAAAUUGCUUAGAAAAAUCAGGUAAUGCCAAGACAGGAGCAUGAAUAAGAGCUUGCUUCAGAGUUUGGAAAGAUAUCUCUGUAGCUGGUGUCCACACAAAGAUAGCCCCCUUUUUCAACAGAUCAGUUAAUGGUCUACUGAUCAUCCCAUAGUUCCUGAUAAACUUCCUGUAGUACCCAGUUAAGCCCAGAAAUCCUCUGACUUGCUUCACAUCAGUAGGCACUGGCCAACUCUUAACAGUUGCAAUUUUGCUAGCAUCUGUUGAAACUCCUUCACUGCUAAUAACAUGGCCCAGAUAAGCAAUUUCUUGUUUAGCAAAGUCACACUUGCUCAACUUCACUCUCCAUUGUUUUUCCAACAAAAUACUCAGCACCUUUUCCAAAUGUAUAAAGUGUUCUUUCAAGGUUUUAUUGAAGAUGAGGAUAUCAUCAAAGAAACACACUGCACAAGGAUCUUCUCCUCUCAGAACUGGAGUUAGAUCUGUGUUCAUUGCCCCUUGGAAGGUAUUGGGUGCACCUGUCAGGCCCAUAGCCACCACAGUAAACUCAUAGUGGCCAGUAUGGGUUUGGAAAGCAGUCUUGAAUUCUUCUCCAGGUGCUAGACUGAUCUGAUGGUAGCCAGCUCUUAGGUCUAGUUUUGAAAACCAACGAGCUCCAGCAAGUUGAUCUAGUAAUUCAUCUAUAACAGGAAUUGGGUAUUUGCUCUUAAUUGUGAGAGCAUUAACAUCUCUAAAAUCAAUGACCAACCUCCAAUCUCCUUCUUCCUUUUUCUUAACCAUCAGAGCAGGGGAUGAGAAGGGACUGUUGCUCACCUGAAUUAUUCCCCUUUGCAGCAUUUCCUGCACCUGCUUUUCCAUUUGUAGGGUCUGAUGGACACUGGUUGAGCACCAGGGAUUAACGGUAUACUGUGAUCAUACUGUCUUCUGGGAGGUAGACCUGUAGGAGGAGAGAAGACCACGGCAUACUUGUCCAACAGAGCCUGAAUUUCAGGUCAGCUGUGAGAAGAUCAUAAUUGAGAAAGAUGAUGUUGCUAAAGGACUUGAGGAGCUUAUUGCCCUUCAUGGCAUCACCAAGCUUGUCAUGGGAGCAGCUGCAGACAAACAUUACUCAAAGAAAAUGAAAAGACCAAAGUCCAAGACAGCACUCGGACUAAUGGAAGCAGAAGCCUCACCAUGUAAGAUAUGGUUUACUUGUAAAGGACAACUGAUAUGUACCAGGGAAGCAAACACAACCAUUCCCAUGAUACCACCAUCACCUGCAUCGACAGUUGCAUCAACAUUAUCAGCAAGCAGCAUUUCCAGCCGCAUGAGAUCGAUUACGAUCCACCACUCAGAGAGUGAAGCACCAAGCUCAAAUGGAAGUCCACAGCAGAAUCUGAACAGAUCGAGAACAGAAGUGAUGCGGCAUCACUCUCGAGGAGCUGGUGGUACGCCACCUCAGCUAUUUGAACCUUUGGAACUCAAUGCGAAUGCCAGGCCAACAAGAACACCAUUGAGUUCUAUGGAUUCCUGGGAUGAAUUUGGGAGGAGAUCACAAAGCUCCUGGUACAAUCUAUCAAGGAACGAUGAUGCAAUCAGUGUCUCCGAAUCAGCAACACAUCAUCCAAUGCACGAGUCUGACGAUGACCACUUUUCAUCUCCUUUUCAUGAGCUCGAGAAUCCAGGUGCUGAUGCGGAAAUGUAUGGUAGACUUGAGGAGGCUCUCCGCGAAACUCAAGAAUCGAAGAAAGAGGUGUUCGAAGAAUCAACCAAGCGCCGAAAAGCCGAACUUGAUCUGCUUUCAGCUCUUCAAAAGGCCAAGGAGUUGGAGAAGUUGUAUCAUCACGAGAUAAGACAGAGAAAAACAAUCGAGGAGACACUCGUGAGACAGGCGCAGGAGCUCGAAGCAACGAAAAUUCAGUGUGACACGAUAUACGACCAACUACAUGAUGCAGAAGAACAGAAGGCCGUGUUGGAGCAGCGCAUGACCGAGAUGGAGUCUGCUCUUAGAGAUGGCGAGGAGAAGCUGGCCACAAGCAAGUGCCUUCUCGAAGCGCUCCAAGCAGACAAAGAGAAGCUGCAACAAGAGAGAGAUGCCGCGGCAACCGCGGCUGCAGAGUUGCGCCAGAAGAGCGAGCAGAGAAUUUCUAUGGCGACUGAAGCAUUGAACACCGAGUUCUCCGCCGUUGAGCUCGAGCAGGCAACUCGGAGCUUUGACGAAGUGCUCAAGAUCGGCGAGGGCGGGUUCGGGUGUGUCUACAAAGGCUCACUGCGCAGCACAACCGUGGCUAUAAAGCUGUUGCAUCCGAAAAGCUUGCAGGGCCAGUCAGAAUUCAACCAAGAGGUUGCUGUCCUCGGCAGAGUAAGGCACCCGAACCUCGUUGCGCUGAUCGGGUCGUGCCGGGAGGCGUUCGGCCUGGUGUACGAGUACCUCCCGAACGGCAGCCUCGAGGACCGGCUCGCGUGCGCGAACGACACGCCGCCGUUGACAUGGCAGGUGCGCACCAGGAUCAUCUACGAGAUGUGCUCGGCCCUGACGUUCCUGCACUCGAACAAGCCGCACCCGGUGGUCCACGGGGACCUGAAGCCGGCCAACAUCCUCCUGGACGCCAACCUGGUGAGCAAGCUGGGGGACUUCGGCAUCUGCCGCCUCCUGACGCAGUCCGGCACCUCCACCGCCGCCACCACGCUGUACCGGACGACCACCCCGAGGGGGACCUUCGCAUACAUGGACCCGGAGUUCCUGUCGUCCGGCGAGCUGACGCCACGCUCCGACGUCUACUCCUUGGGCAUCAUCAUCCUGCAGCUCCUGACGGGCAGGCGGCCCCAGAAGAUCGCCGAGGUGGUGGAGGACGCGGUGGAGAAGGGUGAGCUGCACACCGUCCUCGACCCCUCCGCGGGGGCCUGGCCGUUCGUGCAGGCCAACCAGCUCGCGCACCUCGGCCUGCGGUGCGCCGAGAUGAGCAGGAGGCGCCGCCCGGACCUCGCCCGGGAGGUGUGGACCGUGGUCGAGCCCCUGAUGAAGGCCGCCUCGCUGACCGCCCGGCGGCCGACGUUCGCUGCCUCGUCGGCUUUGCCGGACGAGGCUUCCACGCCGUCCUACUUCGUCUGCCCGAUCUUCCAGGAGAUGAUGAAUGAUCCGCACAUCGCGGCAGACGGGUUCACGUACGAAGCAGAGGCGAUCAGAGGGUGGCUGGACAGUGGGCACGACACGUCGCCGAUGACCAACCUGAAGCUCGCGCACCGCGAACUCACCCCGAACCGGGGGCUCCGCUCGGUGAUUCUCGAGUGGCAACAACAGCAUCGGCAGUACCAUGAGGACUGGAGAUGACCAAUCCUUGAACACGCACGAAAUCCUGUAAAUGGUGUACAUAAAAGUUUGAAUCGAACAAAAUUAUUCCAAGGGACGGAUUUACCGAUAGUGAUCUGGAAAA
Molecule: messenger RNA, 4233 nt
Organism: Aegilops tauschii subsp. strangulata
Lineage: Eukaryota; Viridiplantae; Streptophyta; Magnoliopsida; Poales; Poaceae
Source: RefSeq, a predicted model, not a curated record